Anopheles arabiensis is the source of this 5225-nucleotide messenger RNA. Its product is annotated as NAD kinase-like. NCBI's taxonomy places the organism in Eukaryota, Metazoa, Arthropoda, Insecta, Diptera, Culicidae. The coding region runs from base 1888 to 3708 and encodes 606 amino acids. The transcript is spliced from 6 exons. The record is from RefSeq and is a predicted model, not a curated record. Gene Ontology annotation, biological process: NADP+ biosynthetic process; NAD+ metabolic process. Gene Ontology annotation, molecular function: NAD+ kinase activity.
ACUCUUUCCAAAGCUCCGAAAUGUGCCAUAAAGCAAUUCUAAUGGUUGACCAAACCCAACGAAACCUUCAACCGCUUCGAUUGGGUUUGUAACACCACCACAAAGGUAGACCGCGCAUAGGAGGUCAUUGUGCCCCUUGUGUGGUGCUAAUGCGAUACCGAAUUCGGCUGACCUUCCUGCUCUGCGUGUGGAUUUGUUGUGUGGGCGGUGAGGCGCACAAAACCGGUAGCGAACUGCUGGUGUCUUUUGCCGUAACUUCGUAGGUAGAGUUGAGGAUGGCCACAAGGUGUCAGUGUUUCGCUUUGCGCUGACCUGUUGGGUAAAAAUUUGUUUGCAAAUUGAAUCAAUUCCCCAAGAUGUGAUGCCUAAAUCAUUUGGUUCAAUGUCAGCAUGGUGGUGGGGUUCGUUGUGGCGCAGUUACAUGUGUCGUUCGAUCACAAUACUGAUCGACAUCUUUCACACACAGCAUCGGGGCAAUCACACGAUCACGAUCGACGCCGAUUUGUAAUCUCUCUUUCGUAGGCAAACCUGCAAUAACACUCGAUCGUUGCUGCUGAUUGCUGCUGAUGUAACAAUGUGUCGUUUUUUUUUCGUGCACGACACCAGACACAGAUAGCGGGCCUGGAAGUCACGUCAAGGUGUAUGCCAGGGCCACACGAUGCUCCAGUCCGCUUUGCAUGCUGCCUGAUCGUGCACCGCACUCACACACACACUCCGUGUGAGGUGGAAUGUCACGCAAGGUCAGAAACGGUUGAAAGAUCCUGCUCCUGCUACUGCUGGUGGUGGUUGUGCGGGUGUGCACUCUUGAGGUUUCGUAGAAUCUGUGCGAAAGGUGCAUGGAAUUUGAUUAAGCGAUAGACGACGCUCUACUUUGCUUGGAGUUUGUAUUCUUUGAAGUCAUCGUGAGGAUGCUCUUUUUAUAGCUUAGAGCACUCCAGACAACCAUAAGUUGUGCCACUGGCAAGUGGGUGACAGUUCCGUCAUCAAUCAAGCGGGGGAAAAUGCGGCCUCCGUCACACCAUGCGGGGGCAGUCCUGACUCUUAUCGUACAUACAGAAGGAGAGAGCGCCAGCGUCUUAUCAGUGGCCAGUUGUGCGUGCGGAUGACUUGGGUUAUUUUUUGUGCGGACUUAUUGCGCUUUUGUGUGUGCUGGGCUGGAGGGAAAUGAGGUGAUAACAAAUCCCGAACAGUGACGUAACGUUGAUCUGGUUCGCAGGUUUCAAUUGAUUCGAUUAGCGAGUGGUCUGGCCAGUUCGAAAUCAGCUCAUGAGCGGAGAGGAUGUAGUGGCUUCUUCGGUCGUGCCAGUUCGUCGUCUCGUAAUGAAUUAGUCGUCCGUUGUGCGUUCUUGCUGUGUUUUUUUAAGUGUGUGUGCUUUCCUAACCCAAGCGUCUCUUCGCUCUAUCCGUUUCAGUGAGCGUACUUACGACCCCGGUGCGGUGUUCCUCCCUGAGCUUGACUCGAAUUAAUAAGACUGUUUGACUGCCGAAGCACAGAACCUCCAGCAAGGCAUAAGGGGCCGUUUUCAGUGUGAGUGUGUGUGUGUGUUUGUUAGUGGUUCUUUGUUUGCAAUUCUAUUUGCAAACCGUGCGGCCAAUGUGCGGCGUGUUUCAAUCGGCAUUCAGAGUCCGGUGAUUACCCCGCCGUGUUGUUGAUCCCCGAGCUCCGUUAUUAUGCUCCAAACCAAAGACCACAGUGUGUUUGUGUGUGCGUGCGAAUGGGCAGCCGUUUUUUUUUCUUCUAAUGGCCGAUAUGAAGUGUGAGUGAGUGUACGCGGUGCGAAAUCAUCAACUGUGUAUCAAAGCAAAAGAAUAGCGCUUUCGGUGGUAACUUGGUGAAGCGUUCCACAAGCGCUCCGUAUCUGCAGUAACGCUUCGACGGCCCACAGUAUGGCCUACCUUUCCGAUGUAGAUCUCGCAACGCUACACCAGUCACGCCUCGAGGAGCGCGUACAGUAUCGGCUGUCGGCGCUGUGGACGCACGGAGCGGAAUCGGGCCGGGAUUAUCAGCGAUCGUUACCAGCAGUGUCGUCAUCCGCGUCAUCAUCGAGCACGUCAUUAGCAAUGUUUGGUGAUCGUGAAGCGGCAAAGCUUAGGGCCGUUAAGGUCCCAACCACGACCACUACAGGCAGCAGCAGUAGCAACGGCACUGUGAACGGUGCGAAGCACCCGAGUGCUAGUGAUAUAGUGAACAAUAACGUGGCGGAGCGGUGUCUACUAGAACCGAUCGGACCUACCUUGGGCAGAUCGGUCCCCAAGGCUUCGAUGGAACGACCGUACCAUCAGCAGCAGCAGCUGCAGCAGCAAUACAACUUUAGCGGUCAUGUGAUACGUCCUAGGAUUAGAAGUAGUAACAGCAUGUCCAGCAGCAGCUCGACUGCAUCCAACUAUCAUCAUCAUCACCAGCAGCCGCAUCAUCACGCAAGCAGUAGCGGAGGAGGCAAACACGUGGAAUGGAGCGAUGACGAUCAUCUGCACGACGACGGCUACUUCUCGUCCGACACACGCCGAAGAAGGUCCGGCACAUGGCCGCGCACGCGAAGUUUGAAUGCACCGUCCCCGUUUCAACAAUUUGGACCAUGCGGUCGGAUCAUGAAAAACUCGGCGAUGGUGAUGCAAAUACAGGACCCAGCGAGCCAGCGGUUAACGUGGUACAAGCCGCCGCUCGCCGUGCUGGUGAUUAAGAAGGUGCGCGACUCGAAGGUGCUGCAGCCGUUCGUGCAGCUGGUCGAGUGGCUGAUCCACGAGAAGCACAUGGUCGUGUGGGUGGAGGCGGCCAUCCUCGAUGAUGCGCUGCUGACCGGCGACAAGCGCUUCACGAAGCUGCAGGACAAGCUGAUCACGUUCAAGGACGGGCGGGACGAUCUGACCGACAAGAUCGAUUUCAUCAUCUGUCUCGGCGGCGACGGGACGCUGCUGUACGCGUCGCUGCUGUUCCAGAAGUCCGUCCCGCCGGUCAUGGCAUUCCAUCUCGGGUCGCUCGGCUUCCUCACCCCGUUCCAGUUCGACAACUUCCAGGAGCAGGUGACGAACGUGCUGGAGGGGCACGCGGCCCUCACGCUGCGCAGCCGGCUGCGGUGUAUCAUCGUGCGCAAGGACAAGACGGAGCAGGAAAUCUCAACCUUCAAAUCGUCUCAGGAUCCGUCGACCAACAUACUGGUGCUAAAUGAAGUGGUCAUAGAUCGGGGCCUGUCGUCUUAUUUGAGCAACAUCGACCUGUUUCUGGACGGCAAGCACAUCACCUCGGUGCAGGGCGACGGGCUGAUCGUGUCGACGCCGACCGGCAGUACGGCCUAUUCCGCUGCCGCCGGUGCCUCGAUGAUACAUCCGUCAGUGCCCGCCAUACUGGUGACGCCGAUCUGUCCGCAUUCGCUCAGCUUCCGGCCCAUCGUACUGCCAGCGGGUGUGGAGCUAAAGAUUGCAAUCUCACCGGACAGCAGAAACAGCUCUUGGGUGUCGUUUGAUGGUCGAAAUCGUCAGGAGCUGCUGCACGGCGAUAGCCUUCACGUCACCACCUCGAUCUACCCGGUGCCAAGCAUAUGCGCUCAGGAUCAGAUUGCCGAUUGGUUCGACUCGCUCGCCGAAUGUCUGCACUGGAACGUGCGCAAGCGGCAGAAGUGUCUGGACGAGCUGUCCGACCUGACCGGUUCCGGCACGGAAGACAGCGCCAUCGACGACAUCGUGCGCGGUAUCGAGAACCUCGAGAACUAAAGCACUGCCCGUGUAAAGCGAGGCGAACGAAGCGGGCGAACAAAAGCACAGCUGUUUCGGGGGGGAAAAACUCCGUACUCUGCGACAAACCAAUUUGUCGGACGGAAUGAAGAAAGGCGUACAAAGUGAUCCGAACAUAAUAAGCAAUCGAAAGUAGCGAACCAGGCAGCCAGGUAUGUGUGUGUGUGUGUUUGUAGCUCCUUCAUGUAUUAAGGAGGGCAGGUAGCAAGGAAACAGGAACGUCAUCGCAGAUCUCAUGCAGUGAUGUAGAAAUGCGUGUGGUAGUAGGGGUCGACUAUUGUUUGCUUUUAUGUUGAUUUUUUUUUCGUGUGGACAGCUUUGAGGACUUCGAAGCUGUAUGUUAGUGAGUAUGCAAUAACAUAACAAGAAUGUGUGUGUGUGCUUGUGGUUUUAGUGAAGGAGAUUGGAUCUUUCGCAAUAGACAGCGCCGUAAUGUUGUUGUAAGGUGUGUCAUGUGUAAAUGUUGGCUUGUCUGCAGAAUUGAUUAGAUUUUUUUCUUUUUUUAUUUAACAAAGGUUUGUGUUUCACACCGUUGCGUGUUCACUGUUUGGGAAAAGCGAGGGAUAUUCGUAGUGUUGGCCAGAGGGAAAAUGGCGCUCUAGAUGGUGCGGAAAGCGUAGCCUCCAGUUUGUUUAGUGUCGGUGGUUUUUUGUUCUGUUAAGUUUUGUGAUGCUCUCAAGGAGAGCGCAACCGAAGGCAACAUGCUUCAAUAAUAGUGUUUAAGAGGGAAGUUAUUUGAGGUAAAGCAGCGCUGUGUUUUUUAAAACCACAUGCACAUCAAUAGCAAAUGGAAAAUUUAAUCAAAAUCAGAAGAAAAUCGUCCUUGAAACCAGCUCAAUCCGUCAAUCGCUGUCUGCGCUGUCUGUUGCAAAGGCACAAAUAGGAAGCAGUUACCGUUGUUCACACAACAGACGGAGCGGACAGAGAGGAUAUACAAGCAAAUUAAGGCCGGGAAGGUAUAGUGAUGCUGGUUAAAGGAGAAAAAAGAAGAGAGAAAAAAACAAUGUUUUGUAGUGAUAAACCAAAUUUUAAUGAAACUGUAACAGGCUUCAGUUCUCGUUUUGUUUGACCGUGCUUUCGUUUCCAGCGCAGGAGGACCGGAAUGGGAUAGACGUAGAUAUUAUUAUGGAUGGCAGUGUUUCGUGAUUAAUGACAAAUAGAACAGGGGAGGGGGCAUGGUAAUAAAUAGCAAAAAAUAGGGAACUAAACUACCAGACAAGUGGGCAAAGUGUGUGUGUGUAUGUGUGCUGUAUACAACAGUGUAACAUUGCCGAGGUUCGCAGCAAGCAAGCAAAUGUAAGAUUCGAUCAAGGAGCGCUACUGGAUAGAGGGAAGGGAGGGGGGGGGGGGGAUUAAGCGUGGAAUAAAAUUCGUGCUGAUCCCUAGAGGAAAUUUAUAUAAAACCGUGUGGAUGUAGAGAAAAAAAAAGACAAAAAAAGUGAACAGAAGGAAAAAUAUAUAAGUAUACUAUUUAAUAAACGCGAAUAUAAGGUGUA